Geodia barretti is the source of this 239-nucleotide messenger RNA. The record is from the annotation of a GenBank genome assembly. Lineage: Eukaryota; Metazoa; Porifera; Demospongiae; Tetractinellida; Geodiidae.
CUAAAAACACCACAGACACUAAAGCAGACACCAGAGACACGUCAGACACCAUAGACACCUAAGACAACACAGUACAACUAACAGCCCUAUUAUAAGCAUCUUUCGUGACAGUGGGGAAACAAUCAGCCUUCUCUAAUGGCAUGCCUCUGCUCCAGUUGGAAAAGAGUCUCCAAUAUUUGAAGAAAUCAAAACUAACAAAACCAUCUGACGAUAACAAUGUUUUGUAUAAAGCCCCAGUA